Molecule: messenger RNA, 822 nt
Organism: Candida dubliniensis CD36
Lineage: Eukaryota; Fungi; Ascomycota; Pichiomycetes; Serinales; Debaryomycetaceae
Exons: 1
Coding region: 1-822 (273 amino acids)
Biological process (GO): cellular response to nitrogen starvation; autophagosome assembly; autophagy of mitochondrion
Cellular component (GO): cytoplasm; Atg12-Atg5-Atg16 complex; phagophore assembly site membrane
Source: RefSeq, a predicted model, not a curated record
AUGGAAGAUAUAGACAAUCUAGCGGAAAUUAAAAAGAAACUAUGGAAUGGUUCCAUUAACGUAAAAAUACUAUUAAAAUUUGAAGAUCAAACCAUUGAAUAUCUUUUGAUUAUUCCAAGAAACUCAUAUUUCCCAAUGGUUUUCCCACAAAUAAUACGAUAUUUUGAAAACUUCAUCACAAGUAUUGAAUUGAACAAGAUUCCUGUUUGGUUGGAAUUCGAGAAAGUGCCACUUAAAUGGAAUUUGCCAGUUGGGGUUUUGUACGAUUAUCUAUAUUUACCAGCUCUUCUAAAUGGGCAUGACUUAGGUUGCUGGACUAUAUCUAUGAAAUACGAACCCGUAUAUCCGAUGGAGCAUAUAAUUCCUUUCGACGAAAAACUACCAGAUGGACAAAUUGAUUAUAUGAAGACAAUGAAUCGUGUUUUAAUGAAUCAAUUAAAACAAUCAUGUUUUGUACUUAAUGGCACAGCCAAACCAAUAAUGCAAUUAAGUGAAGAUAAUUCAAAUAAAUUAUGGAAAUCACUAAUAUCAAGGAACUUAGGUGAUUUUAAUGUCUUGAAUAAAAAAAUUAUAAAAACAAUCGAUAAGAUACCAGUGAAAAUAUAUAUUCCUGGAUCUUCAACUGUGGUGCAGGCACCUAUAUCGAAAAAUCAAACGUUACAAGAAAUAUUGUCAUUGCAUACCCCUACUUUAUCAUCAAUAACUCGUCCUUAUAUUCAAGGGAUUGAUGUAACUUCAUUAAUGAAUCAACUGAUACGAGAAAUUUGGCAACUAUUCAAACAUUUAGAUAAUUUUUUAUAUAUUACUCUAAUUAUCCUCUAA